AUGUGGACUUCAACUUCAAGAAGAUCACUUGUGAAUACUUCAAGGUCUUUAAUAAGAUUCAAUUCAACGAAACCCACUAAUGAUAAUUCAAAAACUUCAACUCCAGAAUUUAAUUUAAGUGAUAUUUUUAAAAGAAUUGAUCAAGUUACAGUUAAAGCUAAUGAAAUAAAAAAACAAAAUCAAGAAAAAAGGAAAUUUCAAAGAGCUAAUAAACAUCAAAAUAAUCAACAACAAGAUCAAUCUAGACCUCCAAGAACUAAUUUUAAUAAUGGGUCUCAAUUUAAAUCAAAUCGGCUACAAAGUCAAUCACAAUCAUCAAAUCAACAAAACAAUAGACAAAGACAAACAUUUUCCAGACCGUUUCGUGGCUCCUCUGAUCAACAAGGACAAGGACAACAACAACAACAACAACAAUACUCAAAACCGUUUCGUCCACAAAGUCAAGAAGAUGGAACAACAAACUUUUUUCGUAACCAAUCAAAAAAUAGAACCAACAGAGAAUUUAAUAACGAUCAACAAUCAUCAUCAUCAUCAUCAUCAAACUCACAAUCAACAAAUUCAACCAAAUAUCAUCAAAAAAACGGUGAAUCAAAUAACUUCCAAUAUCAAAAACAAAACGACCAACAACAACAAAGACAAUUUGGUGAAAAAAACAGUUCAUUUGAAAGAUUUUCAACAACAUCUUAUACUCCAAAAUUAUUUGAGUCAAUUGGGACUAGAUUUCCAAAUAACGAAAGAAGAUACAACAAUGCUGGCAGAUCAAAACCAUGGCAAAAUCGUGGCCAAGAUUUUAGAAACAGCGAUAACAAAUCAGGAACAACAACAUCAGCGGGAUCAGGUCAAAAGUCGUUCAAAAGACCUGGUAGACAACAACUGAGAGGUCAACAACAAAAAUCUCAACCACCCAAAAAUACAAUUGCACAACCAAUUGAAUCAAAAGAAUUAAUUGCUGAUUCAUUAAAACCACAAUUAAAUGGUGAUAAAUUUUUUCAUGGCAAAAUACCAAGUAUAUUAUCAACAAUUGAUUCAAGAAUUGCUUCAAUAACAAAAUUAUCAUUAUUAGAUUCAAAAUAUCCUUUUAAUUUACCUAAAGACAUUAUAAAUCAAUCUUCGUCCGUCAAGAAUCAAAAUAAAUUUAUAUUACAAAAUAAUUGGAAUUUAAAUCCAAAUUCUGAAAUCUUGAAGGAAAGAAUUAAUAAAUUAGUUUAUGGAAAAAUUGAAUCAAUUAAUACUGAUGAUAAGUCACCAGAAAAUAAACAAUUAAUUCAUAAUAUUGAAAUUAAUCCUACAUUAUCUCAAAAUGAUAAACAAUCAAUGUAUAAUACUAUAACUGAUUUAAAUAAUAUUAAAUCGAUUUUUAAAGAUGCUCAUUGGAAACAAGUAAGUAAAUAA
Molecule: messenger RNA, 1392 nt
Organism: Lodderomyces pseudojiufengensis
Lineage: Eukaryota; Fungi; Ascomycota; Pichiomycetes; Serinales; Debaryomycetaceae
Exons: 1
Coding region: 1-1392 (463 amino acids)
Source: RefSeq, a predicted model, not a curated record